Perca flavescens (yellow perch) is the source of this 1046-nucleotide messenger RNA. Its product is annotated as adhesion G-protein coupled receptor G7-like. The transcript has 10 exons. The record is from RefSeq and is a predicted model, not a curated record. Lineage: Eukaryota; Metazoa; Chordata; Actinopteri; Perciformes; Percidae. The coding region runs from base 40 to 1011 and encodes 323 amino acids.
GGAAAGACCUGCUCAGAAGCGAGUUUCUGCAAAGAACGGAUGGUGGGGCAAUUCAACUUCCCACGAACACCCAUCGGCUGGUACGCUUAUUCUAAGGAAAGAUGUCCACCAGGAACGAGUGCUGUGGGUAAACCCGAGGCUUCGACCAGAUGUUCCAAAAGGAACACACCCCCGAGUUUCCAGGAUCCGCCGCACAUCCUCCAGUGUGGACAGACGCUCACCGACAUAAAACAAAAUCUGACCAGCUCAGCAGAUUUAGAGACGCUGGCGGAGAGUGCUGAGAUGCUGACGUCCCAACCUGAAGAUUUGACGGCUGAAGAAGUGACGACGGCCGCUCAGAUCGCCGACACGCUGCUGUCGUAUGAGAACGUCUCACAGAGUGUGAGGGAGGCAGCGGUAGCGAUCGUCAGCAAUAUUCUGAACACCGACCUACCAGACAACAACCAGGAAAACAACGCUACUCUCAGCCUGACGCAGACCCUGUCCAGGCUGUCGGUGGACCUGAGUCUGAUCUCGGAUCAGCUUGAUUCUAAGUUGGUUCAGCCAAACAUCGCGAUCCAAUCGGCUCAGAUCUCGGCGGCCGACACUCAGGGAGUCCAGUUCACCGCACUGUCAGGAAUGUCGGGAAGUUUCGUUGCUGACCGCAUCCUGCUGGACACAAACACGUCGGUGGAAACCGACUUAAUUGCCGACGCCAUCGUUCACCUCCAGUUUACCCCAGAACGACCACUUCUUCCACUCGCAGCGCUACAGGCGGCGCCGGGCCUCCGUCAGGGUCCUGUCGGCCAACGUCAGUGGUCUGGAGCCACAAGAGGUCCAGAUGCUCUUCAGACCAAAGCUUCUGAACGGUACGUCUCUGUGGGACUUCUCGUGUGUUUUUUGGAACUACACUUUGGAGGAUUGGAGCGCGGCUGGCUGCUGGAAAGGAAACGCUUCAGACGGAGUCCUCGAAUGUUUCUGCAACCACACAACCAACUUCGCUGCUCUCUGGUCCUUCAGAGAGAAUUAUGAAUAUGUAGAAGCGCUGGAUACAAUUUCUAAAGUUG